Molecule: messenger RNA, 1501 nt
Organism: Drosophila subobscura
Lineage: Eukaryota; Metazoa; Arthropoda; Insecta; Diptera; Drosophilidae
Exons: 2
Coding region: 36-992 (318 amino acids)
Molecular function (GO): protein binding
Source: RefSeq, a predicted model, not a curated record
UUUAAAUGUGUUAAAUAUUGAAAUUAUAUUGCGCCAUGGAGAGGCUAAACGAUGAUUGUGUGUGCCAUAUACUGGAGUACCUGCCACUGGUGGAUCAAAUAAAGAUGUGUCGACUGUCGCCACGCUUCCGGGAGCUGCUCUGCCUGAUUGUGUGGAGGAAGCCGCGGUAUCGGAAUGUCUCCGUGUCGGAUGCCAUGCUGAAGCCUUUGAGCAAAACGGACUACGUCUACUUCUUUGAGCUGACCAGCGCCGCCAUGGAGGAGCUCUACAUAUGGAAUGUGCAUUCAAAGGCAUUCGAUUCGUACCUGGGACGCCACCUGCUGCGUCCCGAACUGAGCUUCUAUCUGCGCCGAGACUUUAGUAAUCUGAAAGAGCUUUGCAUUGCAGAUGAGAACAUGAACAACAGCAUGGUCAACACCGUAGCCAAGAACUGUCGCCAGUUGCGCUGUCUGAGCGUAUCCAGCGCCUAUGUGACGGGCAAGCACAUGAUUGGUCUGACCAAGCUCGAGUCGCUGGUAGCCCGUGAAUGCUCCAUUGAGACGGAGCACCUAAGAGAGAUACUGGAUCAGCUGUCGCUGACCCAUCUGGAUCUCACCGCAAACAGGCACCAAGUGGAGGAGACUAUCCUUCAGAAUGCGGGCGCCAAGCGUCUCCAGCGUCUGGGAAUUUCCGAUGCUCAGGACUAUGGCUUUCUCUUGGCCGACCAUCUGCCUCAGCUAACCACACUGGUGGUUAGCUACCACAAGGUGACGCCCCAGGAUCAGCUUGAUAUGUUGGAAACUACACGUAGACGGGUUGAGGACUCGCCCGGUAAAUUUCCCAAGCGACUGCAAUCGAUUCUAUGCAAUGUUGUGGAUGUGGAGGUCGCUCUCGAGCAGAUAGCUGGUCUCGAGAAGCGUCAUCCAAGAGAUACACCAAAGUUUAGUGAGAUUUUAAAAAUUAUGUACUUCCUCUCCAAGCCAGUGGGGAGCGACAAGACGACGCCCCCUUGAGAUUGUUAUUGGUCUAGAUGUUUGCCUAUGCUAUCAGAUAAGUUUCACCCAAAUGAUGAGCCAAACUGACAGGAGUAAUAGGUAUCUGUCUGGCGUCUAUCUACCGUUCUGCUACCGGUAAUUCCCUAGUGUAAUUUUUACUCUCUAUUGCUAAGUUUACUUUACUUUUGUUAUGUUUUGCGGCAGCCCCUUUGUGUUUCUAGGAGGAACUCUGUCGGAUGUGGCUGUGAUAGUAUUUCAUUGACUUGUUAAACUUUUCCCCAAUUAAUAUUUGUGUAGGUUUGUUUUGUAGUCAAAAUUCCACAGAUUAUACCUGUUUUUUCUGUUGAUCCAAUGGAUGUCAACUAACGAACCGAUUUUCGAUCCUCCCACCAGAAGUAGGGAGCACGAGUUGACGCUUUCGAUCCGUUGGUCCUUGUGUACCAUAUAUGUAUAUCAUGACUUCCCAUUAGGAUUAGAAUCGCUUCGCUUUGUUCUAUGUGUAAAUAAAUGUUGUUUGUUCUCUAAUC